Molecule: messenger RNA, 10479 nt
Organism: Tachyglossus aculeatus (Australian echidna)
Lineage: Eukaryota; Metazoa; Chordata; Mammalia; Monotremata; Tachyglossidae
Gene: REV3L
Product: REV3 like, DNA directed polymerase zeta catalytic subunit
Exons: 32
Coding region: 1-9507 (3168 amino acids)
Biological process (GO): error-prone translesion synthesis; double-strand break repair via homologous recombination
Cellular component (GO): nucleus; zeta DNA polymerase complex
Molecular function (GO): nucleotide binding; DNA-directed DNA polymerase activity; DNA binding
Source: RefSeq, a predicted model, not a curated record
AUGUUUUCGCUGCGGAUCGUGACGGCCGACUACUACAUGGGCAGCCCGCUGCGGGGGCUCGAUAGCCGCCUGUCGCCCCUCAGCCGGGCGCCCGUCGCCAAGGUGCCCGUCGUGCGAGUCUUCGGGGCCACCCCCGCAGGUCAAAAGACGUGUCUUCAUUUACACGGCAUCUUCCCGUACCUCUACGUGCCGUACGAUGGCUAUGGACAGCAGCCAGACAGCUAUCUUCGACAGGUGGCCUUCAGUAUUGACAGAGCACUUAAUGUGGCUUUAGGCAACCCAUCUUCUACUGUCCAGCAUGUGUUCAAAGUAUCCUUAGUAUCUGGAAUGCCUUUUUAUGGUUAUCAUGAAAAAGAAAGACACUUUAUGAAGAUCUAUCUUUACAAUCCUGCAAUGGUGAAAAGAAUAUGUGAGCUUUUGCAAAGUGGAGCCAUAAUGAAUAAAUUUUACCAGCCUCAUGAAGCACAUAUUCCCUACCUCCUCCAACUCUUCAUUGACUACAAUCUGUAUGGAAUGAAUUUAAUAAACCUAGCCGCCAUCAAGUUCCGAAAAGCAAGACGGAAAAGUGACACGAUACACGGAUCUGGAUAUUAUAAAGUUCAGUCACCAGGAAAUUCCAUUCCAGGUGCUCACUUUCGAUGGGAAGAGGAUGAAAUUCCAAGCUCUUUAAUUCUGGAAGGUGUCGAACCACAGAGUACCUGUGAGUUGGAAGUGGAUGCCGUAGCUGCUGACAUUUUAAAUCGGUUGGAUAUCGAAGCUCAAAUUGGUGGAAAUCCUGGUUUGCAAGCCAUAUGGGAAGACGAGAAGCAACGCCGCAGACGUAAAAAUGAAUCUUCUCAGAUCAGUCCACCGGAAUCACAAGAUCGUGGGUUUAUACCAGCAACAGAGAGUGAAAAAGUCUUUCAGAAGAGAAUUCAAGAAGUUCUCAAACAGAAUGACUUCUCUGUAACAGUAUCAGGAUCAGUGGACUACAGUAAUGGAUCAGAAGAGUUCUCUGCCGAGUUAACGUUACAUUCUGAGGUUCUAACUCCUGAAACCAUUCCCUGUUCACCAGCCAAUAUGCUAGAAGUCCAUACAAACAAAGAAUUGAGCAAAGAAAACAUAAGGAGAAAUGUUAAUAAGGAGGAGGAAGCACUUAUUAAUGAAGAGGCUAUAUUGAACCUCAUGGAAAAUAGUCAGACUUUCCAGCCAUUGACCCAAAGACUGAGUCGAUCACCGGUUUUCAUGAGCAGCAGUCCCGAUGAAGCGUUGGUCCAUCUGCUGGCCGGUUUGGAGGGUGAUGGAUAUCAAGUGGAAGGACACAGAAUGUCAUCUCCCCAUCUUUCCUUAAGAAAUUCUAAAAAUCCUCAGAACAGUGAUGAUGAAGAAAAUGAACCACAAUUAGAAAAAGAAGAUAUGGAGCUCAGUUUGCUGAUGUCCCAGAGAUGGGACACCAACAUUGAAGAACACAGUCCCGAGAAAAGGUCACUUGGCAGAAAUAUCCAUCGAAGCUCAACUGAAGAGGAGGAGGAAGAAGAUUCUUCAGAAGAAGAAGAAAUGGAAUGGAGUGGUAAUAAUUUGCUUCUAGCUAAUCUUUCUAUACCUCAAUUAGAUGGAACUGCAGAUGAAAAUAGUGACAGUCCCCUGAACAAUGAGAGUUCCAGAGCUCACUCAUCUGUAAUUGCAACCAGCAAAAUGUCAGUAAAGACUUCUAUCUUUCACAAAGAUGCUGCUACAUUAGAACCUCCAUCUUCUGCUAAGAUUACUUUUCAGUGUAAACACACAAGUGCCCUUUCUUCCCAUGUUUUGAAUAAGGAGGAUUUAAUAGAUGACCUUUCCCAGUCGAACAACACAGAGCCAGGACCUGAGCGGCCCAUCCGUUCUCUUCCAAAUGAAAGCACUUAUACCAUAAAAUAUCCGGGGUCAUUGAACAGCACCAUCCAUUCUGAAAACUCUCACAAGGAAAGUCGUAAGAAAGAGCUCCUACCCGUUCCGCCUUGUGAAAAGAGCCUAUUUGACUAUGAAGAAGAGAUUUCUUCAGUAACUAGACAGGUGCCCAGUAGGAAGUACACCAGCAUCCGGAAGGUUGAAAAAGAUGCCUCUUUUAUGCAUAUAAGCCACCACCUUAGUGAGAGCGCACUGGGAAAAAACGCCUUCAACUUUUCAGAUCUGAGUCGCUCGAAAAGCAAGUUGGCCUCUGAAGGAAACGCACAGGGCAGCGGCCCCUCUCUAAAUAGCUUUUUCCCUCCAUCAUUAACAGAAAACUGUGAAGUGGUGUCUUGUUCAGGGGAGGAUAGAGCUGUGGUGCAUUCUGUUGGGAGCACCGUUGAAGAUGGUGGACUCAGUAAACUCAAAAUUAGGUAUGAGGAGUUUCAAGAACAUAAGACAGAAAAACCCAGCCUCAGCCAGCAAGCAGCACAUUACAUGUUUUUCCCCAGCGUCGUUCUUUCUAACUGUCUCAGUCGACCUCAGAAACUGUCCCCUGUCACGUAUAAAUUGCAGCCGGGUCACAAGCAGUCCAGGUUAAAAUUGAAUAAAAAAAAACCGGGGCUUUUAAAUCAUCAGGAGAUCAUUGGCGACGUUGGCGAGAGCGGGCCCACGCAGGACAACUGUUACGUGCCAAGUGUUGCUUGCAGCAACGAUCCGGAAAAGGAUUGUACAUUGCCUGGCGAUGUAAUUCAAGUGGCUCCUGGAGCUUUUGAAAACAAGACAGCGAAUGAGAACUGCAUCGACUGUCACUUCGGAGAUGGAACUUUGGAAACCGAACAGUCCUUUGGAUUGUAUGGAAACAAGUAUACGCUUCGAGCCAAACGUAAGGUGAAUUAUGAGACUGAAGAUAGCGAAUCAAGCUUCGUCACCCCUAACUCAAAAAUUAGCCUACCUCAGCCCAUGGAGAUUGGCGAAAGUUUGGAUGGAUCUCUAAAGGCUCGAAAGCGUCGAAAAAUAUCUAAAAAGCUACCACCUGUUAUCAUCAAGUACAUUAUUAUUAAUCGAUUUCGAGGGAGAAAAAAUAUGCUUGUUAAACUGGGGAAAAUAGACUCUAAAGAGGAACAAGUAAUACUUACAGAGGAGAAAAUGGACCUAUAUAAAAAGCUUGCACCUCUGAAGGAUUUCUGGCCCAAAGUUCCCGAUUCCCCUGCAACCAAAUACCCUAUUUAUCCCAUAACACCAAAGAAAAGUCACAGGAGGAAAGCAAAACAUAAGUCAGCAAAGAAAAAAACUGGGAAACAGCAAAAGACAAAUGGUCAAAAUUUUAAAAGAACUUUAUCUUUUAGGAAAAAAAGGUCCCAUGCUGUUCUUGCUCCUCCUUCACCGUCCUACAAUGCCGAGGCUGAAGACUGUGACUUGAACUACAGUGAUGUUAUGUCCAAGCUGGGCUUUCUGUCCGAGAGAAGCGCGAGUCCAGUAAAUACUUCUCCACCUCGCUGCUGGUCUCCGACUGAUCCACGAGCUGAAGAAAUGAUGGCCGCCGCGGACAAAGAAACGCUGCUCUUUCAGGGGCCCGCUCUGUGCCACAGCAAGAUUGUCCAUUCCACUCUGGGGCAAAACUGUCGAGCAAAAACUCAGGUGAGGAAAUCUAAAGCUAAUCUUGUUAAUCCCUCUGCCGUCCCUAAGAAACGGAACAAGCGCAGUCAGACGAAUAAGCCAGGAGAUGACGGAAAGAGAAAACCUAGAACGAAGCCAAGGCUGAAACCCAGUGAGAAGGGGAAACCGAGAAAGCACAUUGCGUUUAAAGAUGAAAGGGCGAGCGCUCACCCUGGCGCUGAAGUGAAGUUUCCAUUGAAACACCAAGCUCCAUCCGAGGUCUCCAACAACUGUGGGAGGCCGCAGCCCCUCCUUAAGCAAAAAGAUGGCCCUCCAGGUAGCCGUUCAUCUCCUGGAGCCGUUCAUCUCCUUUCUCCUCAUCUUCCCACCGUGGUGAGUGCCCAGCGCCAGCCCUCGGGCUGCUUUCCUCAUUCCCUUGAAACCGGCAAUCCAGUAGAUCUGCAAGCACUCACCGCUCCAAAAGAUGAUUUUCAUUCUUCGGUAGCUUCGUCUCUGGGCCCGUCUGGAAGAGACAUGUCCAAAAUCCACUCUCAGAGGCCCCAUCCUCCAAGUGCUGUGUUUGGAGUGAAGGAAUCCAACUUAAUUCAGAGUAGCAUAUUUGACCUGUCCAAUCUUACAACUCAGGUAACACAGAAAGCACAGUUAUCCAUGGGCAUCGUGUCUGCAAAGACAGAAGAGAAUAAAAAUUCCCAGAAAACCUUCUUGUCAUCUAUUGGAAAAUUCACCGAACCUCACAGCUCCUUUGAUAAGAUAAAACAAGAUCCAUUGCAUGCCCCCAGUUUUUUGCAUUGUAAAGAAAUUCACCAGCAGAGUGUGGUUUUCCCAGAACCUGCAAAACACAGCGAUCCUUAUGCUCCUAUCCUUGUAACCACAGAAGACAGUCAUGGAUCGUUACAGCUGACUAACAAUUGCUUUGUGACUUCCUUAAGGAGCCCAGUAAAGCAGAUAGGAUGGGAGCCCAAACCGAGAGGAUUUAUCUUGGAUAUGUCAAAUUUUAAACCAGAAAGAGUAAAGCAGCAGUCAUUGUCGGAAACGAUUUCUCAAACAAAAGCCCUGUCACAGUGUAAAAAUCGAAGUGUCGUUGCCCCAUCGGCAUUUAGUGAGGGGCAGUCUGGAUUAGCUGUUUUGAAAGAAUUGCUUCAAAAAAGACAGCAGAAAGCACAAAGCGCAAAUUUUAUGCAAGAACCACUGUCAAGUAAGCCUCAAGUGAACAGAAGUGGGUCUUGUUCCAUCGAACCGAAUAAAGCAAUUAAAAGAUCGAGACCGGUCACAUCGCCGAGAAGACCCCGGGCUCCCAGGAACUCGAAGCCUAAAGAAAAAAUGUCCACAUUGCUGAAAGGGGACUCUCUGAAUUUGCAGAAUACUGGUCAGCUGGAGCACACUGUAUCAGACGAUAGCCCUGUUUUCGUUUCAGAUCCAGGUUUUGAAAGCUGUUACUCCCUUGAAGAUAGCCUAUCACCAGAGCAUAAUUAUAAUUUUGAUAUCAAUACCAUAGGUCAGACUGGAUUUUGCAGUUUGUAUUCAGGGAGUCAGUUUGUCCCGGCCGAUCAGAAUUUGCCUCAAAAGUUUCUGAGUGAUGCGGUUCAAGAUCUCUUUCCUGGGCAAACCACAGAAAGCGGUGAAUUUCUAGGUCACGAUGGCCAAAAGGGUGAUGAAGACAAGCAUUGCCCAGCCGACCCAACCUCAUGGAUUAGGUCUGGUGCGUUAAGUCCUGAACUUUUUGACAAGUCACCCAUGGAGAACAAUGAGACUCAUCUCCACAGCCAGUGGAAAAAUAGCCUUCAUCCCCUAGCGUCCCGGCCUAACUCAUUAAUGGAUUCUUUCUGUGUUCAGCAGCCAGAGGAUUGUCUGAAUGAAAAGUCCCGGCUGAAUAGGAGUGUCACCAGCAAAGAGGCGUUCUUUAGCCUUCCACAGGCAAGCAAUUCAGAUUGGAUUCAAAGCCACACGAGGAAAGAAGUGUCUUUUCAAACCGGACAGUCGCUUGACUCAAUCAAUACCUCCUUCACUGCAAUACUGUCUUCUCCAGAUGGCGAGCUUGUAGAUGUAGCCUCUGAAGAUUUAGAUUUGUAUGUGUCAAGGAACAAUGACGUGUUAACACCGACUCCAGACAGCUCACCGAGAUCCACCAGCUCCCCGUCACAAUCCAAAAAUGGCAGUCUCAUACCUCGGACCGCUCAUAUUCUGAAGCCACUCAUGUCGCCCCCAAGUCGGGAAGAAAUCGUGGCAACUCUGCUGGACCAUGAUCUUGCGGAAACCAUAUAUCAAGAACCUUUUUGCAGUAAUCCCGCGGAUGCCCCAGAAAAACCCAGAGAGAUUGGAGGACGGCUUCUCACGGUAGAAACCCGACUUCCAAAUGAUCUGGCCGAAUUUGAAGGAGACUUCUCCCUAGAAGGACUAUGCCUGUGGAAGACAGCCUUCUCGGCCAUGACUCAGAAUCCGAGGCCGGGAUCCCCACUUCGUAACGGCCAACCGAUUCUCGAUAAAGUUUCCAAUCAUAGCCGUAAAACUCGUGAUGAUAAAAAAAUAGUGAUCAUGCCUUGUAAAUGUGCCCCAGGGAGACAACUGGUUCAGACAUGGCUUCAAGCCAAAGAAGAAUAUGAACUUUGUAAGAAACUGCCUAAACAUGAGCCAAUUGAAAUAAAGACUAGCUUUCCCAACCACCAAGGUGACAGACCUGUAGUGCCUCUAGGAAAUGAUAUUAUUUCACACGAAACCCUUAUUGUAACACCAACCAAGGACGAUGUUGGCAAUUCGAGGAUCGCAGUACAAGUCUCAACCGUGAAGGCACCGGAGAGCAAUAAAACUGCAAUUGAAAAUCAGACAGUGCCACUUUGUGCUUCAGUAAGAGAAGCUGAAAAUGAUGAUGAAGAAGAUGACUAUUACAUUAGUUACAGCUCUCCUGAUUCUCCAGUGCUUCCUCCUUGGCAACGAGCAGUUUCUCCAGAUUCCAAGCCACUGAAAGCAAAUGAUCCACCUGGGAGAACCCGUAACCGAGCAUCACCGCCUAUUGAAGAGUUUGGUUCACCAGUUGCGGAGAACUUACCGAAAUCUGCUAAUGGUGGCGUUCAGGAGACCCCACCAAGGAACAAAUCAGAGACCCCACCAGGGAACAAAUCAGAAACUCCAGAAACAUCUCCCUUUCAAGUCAGAGCAGCGACUGGAAAUUAUGACCCUCUUUGCCUUCACAGUACCCCGAUCAUUCGAAGAAGACGCCAGGAAACACUUCCUGAUGCAGCUGGCUUUAGUCCUUUAACAACAGAACCAAAAUCCCAGAAAUUGAGUCAUAGGAGAGGAAGUAAUGCUGACACUCUGCGAAGAGUACUCUUAACAACACAAAUGAAGAAUCAAUUUGCUGCUCUACGUGUUCCAAAGAAAGAAACUUCUCAGAUUGAAGGACCUUCUUUAAACAACACUUAUGGUUUUAAAGUCAGCAUGCAAAACCUACAGGACGCAAAGACCUUACACGAGGUCCAAAACCUUACUCUCAUCAGUGUGGAGUUGCAUGCUCGGACGAGGCGAGACUUGGAACCUGAUCCUGAAUUUGAUCCUAUAUGUGCAUUGUUCUAUUGCGUCUCAUCAGACACAGCCCUACCAGAUACAGAAAAAAACGAGCUCACAGGGGUGAUAGUAAUUGAUAAAGACAGGACAAUCUCCAACCAAGAUAAAAGAAACCAGAGUCCAUUGCUUACAAGGUCUGGAAUUACAGGCUUAGAGGUAACCUAUGCUGCUGAUGAGAGAGCACUUUUCCAAGAAGUAGUCAAUAUAAUUAAAAGGUAUGAUCCAGAUAUUUUAUUGGGUUAUGAGAUUCAAAUGCAUUCCUGGGGCUACCUCUUACAGAGAGCUGCAGCAUUAAGCGUUGAUUUGUGUCAGAUGAUCUCUCGUGUGCCCGAUGAUAAAAAGGAGAACAGAUUUGCUGCUGAAAGAGAUGAAUAUGGAUCAGACACAAUGAGUGAAAUAAAUAUCGUUGGCCGCAUUACCCUAAAUCUUUGGAGAAUUAUGAGAAAUGAGGUGGCUCUCACUAAUUAUACCUUUGAAAAUGUGGGCUUCCAUGUUCUUCAUCAGCGUUUUCCCCUCUUCACCUUUCGAAUCUUAUCUGAUUGGUUUGAUAACAAGACCGAUCUUUACAGAUGGAAAAUGGUGGAUCAUUAUAUUAGCCGUGUCCGUGGGAAUCUGCAAAUGUUAGAACAGCUGGAUAUAAUUGGGAAAACCAGUGAAAUGGCAAGGCUUUUUGGGAUCCAAUUCCUACAUGUACUGACAAGGGGUUCACAGUAUCGUGUGGAAUCCAUGAUGCUGCGCGUUGCCAAGCCCAUGAAUUAUAUCGCCGUGACUCCAAGUGUUCAGCAGAGAUCUCGGAUGAGAGCCCCACAGUGUGUUCCUCUAAUAAUGGAGCCCGAAUCCCGGUUUUACAGCAACUCUGUUCUGGUAUUGGAUUUCCAGUCCCUGUAUCCCUCCAUUGUCAUAGCAUACAACUACUGCUUUUCCACCUGCCUCGGUCAUGUGGAGAAUCUGGGAAAAUUUGAUGAAUUUAAAUUUGGCUGUACAUCACUGAGGGUGCCUCCAGAUUUACUUUACCAAAUUCGACACGAUAUCACCGUUUCACCCAAUGGAGUCGCUUUUGUUAAGCCUUCCGUCAGAAAAGGUGUGCUGCCAAAAAUGCUAGAAGAAAUUUUAAAGACAAGGAUCAUGGUAAAGCAGUCGAUGAAGGCUUACAAGCACGACAGAGCUCUGUCACGGAUGCUCGAAGCACGUCAGAUGGGACUCAAGCUUAUAGCUAACGUCACCUAUGGCUAUACGUCUGCUAACUUUUCUGGGAGGAUGCCCUGCAUUGAGGUUGGCGACAGCAUUGUGCACAAAGCUAGAGAGACCUUGGAACGAGCCAUAAAACUGGUGAAUGAUACAAAGAAAUGGGGAGCUCGUGUUGUGUACGGUGACACGGACAGUAUGUUUGUACUGCUGAAAGGAGCUACUAAGGAGCAAUCUUUUAAGAUUGGUCAAGAAAUUGCCGAAGCUGUGACUGCCACCAACCCUAAACCAGUGAAGUUGAAGUUUGAAAAGGUAUAUUUGCCAUGCGUCUUGCAAACCAAGAAGAGGUAUGUAGGUUAUAUGUAUGAAACGCUGGAUCAAAAGGACCCAGUAUUUGAUGCAAAAGGAAUAGAGACCGUUCGAAGAGAUUCCUGCCCUGCUGUUUCCAAGAUACUUGAGCGGUCUAUCAAGCUGCUGUUUGAGACGAGAGAUAUAAGUCAAAUUAAACAAUACGUCCAACGACAGUGCAUGAAGUUACUUGAGGGAAAAGCGAGCCUCCAAGAUGUCAUCUUCGCGAAAGAGUACAGAGGGAGUUCCAGCUACAAACCGGGAGCCUGCGUGCCAGCCCUUGAGCUCACAAGGAAGAUGCUUGCCUACGACCGGCGCUCUGAACCCCGUGUCGGGGAGAGAGUGCCAUACGUGAUUGUGUAUGGCCUGGCGGGAGUGCCUCUUAUCCAGCUGGUAAGGCGGCCAGUUGAGGUUCUACAAGAUCCCAGUCUGAGACUGAAUGCGACGUACUACAUUACCAAGCAGAUCCUUCCACCUUUAGCAAGAAUCUUCUCCCUUAUUGGCAUUGAUGUCUUCAACUGGUAUCAUGAAUUACCAAGGAUCCAAAAAGCCAGCACAUCCGCUCACAAUGAUCACGAGGGCCGGAAAGGGACUAUCUCUCAAUAUUUCACUACCUUACACUGUCCUGUGUGUGAUGAACUGACCCAGCACGGGAUCUGUAGUAAAUGCCGGAGCCAGCCGCAGCACGUGGCGGUAGUCCUCAACCAGGAGAUCCGAGAGUGGGAACGCAAACAGGAACAACUGGUGAAGAUAUGCAAGAACUGUACCGGCUGUUUUGAUCGGCAUAUCCAGUGUGUGUCUCUGAACUGCCCGGUACUUUUCAAACUGUCUAGAGUAAGUCGAGAGUUAUCCAAGGCACCCUAUCUCCGUCAGCUCCUAGACCAGUUUUAAGCGAUCGACGUUCCAGGAUUCCAGGUGCUAUUUCUUUUUUGUGUUUACCACACACUGAAACUGUUGUGCAUGGUGCUUUUUCGAUUUUCAUGGAUUCAUGGAUCUCUGUUGUCUGAAGAAUACUAGAACAUUCAUGCUAAAUUAAAGAGACACUUGAACUACGACUGGUUCGCUGAAGAUGUAUAAAUUCCUCAUUCACCUUUUUAACAUCCUGUUUUAUAAUGCAGAUGUUGAAUUAGCUCUGAUCCGUGUACCAUCUUGUAAAUCCAUUUGAGUAUGUCCUUGUUUAGUUCCCUAUGGAAGAAGCACUGAAAAACCUCUUAAAGAAAUACCAUUAGUGUGUUUUCCUUGGACUGUCAGUAUCAAAACAUGUGUUACUUAGAGAUAUAUUAUCCAUUCACUUUAUAAUUUUGACUGCGAAAUAUUUUGUAAAUACACUUUUUUACUUUUCAAACAACUGAGUAAAAUAAUGUGCAAUGAAUUUUAUACAGAUAAUUUUAAAGUUGUUUGGUAUAUUUCUUCUAGGUUUUGCUUGACUCAAAGUAGUUUGGUUAUUUUGAUCAGACUGUGUAAACAGUAGUAUCACGUGUUGCAUUUCAAAACGUUAUUUUCGAAAAACCGCUGUCUUGCUUUAGCUAUUAAUGGGGCAUUGUGAGGAACUGUGCAAAGACAUUUUUGUUACAAACCUGUGGGCCUGUUGCAAUACUUUAAAUACGAUAAAUUUUAUUCCAUUUUUGCUUGUUUUGUAUAGACACUUCUAUUGCUUCUAAAUAUGCUUAAAAUAUUUUCUUUCCUUACUGUACAGUUUAUUUGCCAUCAUCCUGAACACAAAACGUGUAUUUAGAAUAUUUGUAUAACUGUAUAAAAUGAAAAAAGGAAUUAUGUGGUCAGUGCAUUGUUUUCUAAACUGGAAAUCAUUUUGUUUUAAAAAUUGAUAAUGGAAACCAUAUUAAAAUUGAAUAAAAUAGGAAA